UAUUAUUGAGUAAGAUGAUUCUCAUUCUGUGUCCUGAUAGCGAAUGUCUCACAGUGUCUGAGGACAGUUGUGUAGGGGACAUACGUUAGAUUAGCAUUAAAGAAACUUGUUCUCUAGUCCUGGCUCUGUGUGACUUAAGGCAUGUCACUUCACCUGUCUUGGCCUGUGCUGCCUGGUCUAUAAAAUAAUUUCCAUCGAGCCCUCGCAUUCCAGGUUCUUACUGGAAAUAGGUAUGUGUGUUGUGUGUCUGAUAACAUAUGUGUGGUGCAUGUUGCUCCAUCUGGUAUCUAAUUAUACAUUCAUUUGUAAUGUGUGUGCAUGCCUGAUAUAUUUCUGGACAUGUUCAGUAAUGGUAAAUGUGCAAAAUGUGGUUUUGAAUGUGUGAAAUGUCCAUAUUUGUGUGGGAAUGCUUUGUAUGUAGUAUGUACAUCUGCAUGUCUACACGUAUGUUGUCACGUGUUUGUGUGAAAGUGGUGCAUAAGAAUAUUUGUCAUGACUGUAUUUGUGCAUGUGUGUAUGCACAUCUGUGCAUGUGAGAAUGGAUCUAUAUAUGGGUGUGUCUAGUGUAACGAAUGUCUCCUCUUUGAUUGCAAUCUAAAUCACAGCUUCCUUUUCAAGUUACAACAGGCACAGAGAAAAAAGAACCCACUUCAUCCUGCCUUCUAAAGAAGCGAGGCAUCUACCAAUAAGAUGGAAGGAACUGACAGAUCCAUCAGGGGUAUCACUCAGAAUGGGGCAGACUAAUAUAACCUCCUGGGGGGGCUUUGUCUUUCUGGGCUUCUCCAGCUUUGGGGAGCUGCAACUCCUGCUCUUUGCCAUAUUCCUCUCUCUCUAUCUCAUCACUCUGGCCAGCAAUGUCUUCAUUAUCGUAGUCAUUAGGCUGGACAGCCAACUGCACACCCCCAUGUACCUCUUCCUUUCUUACCUAUCUUUUUCUGAGACUUGCUACACCUUGGGCAUCAUCCCUAGGAUGCUCUUUGGCCUGGCUUUGGGUGACCAGGCUAUCUCCUAUGUGGGCUGUGCUGCCCAGAUGUUCUUCUCUGCCUCGUGGGCUUGUACCAACUGCUUCCUUCUGGCUGUUAUGGGCUUUGACAGGUAUGUGGCCAUCUGUGCUCCACUGCACUAUGCCAGCCGCAUGCAUCCUACCUUCUGUGCCCAGCUGGUUGGUACCUCCUUCCUGAGUGGGUACUUCUUUGGGCUGGGGAUGACACUGGUCAUUUUUCACCUCCGAUUCUGCAGCUCCCAUGAGAUCCAGCACUUUUUUUGUGAUACGCCGCCAGUGCUGAGCCUGGCCUGUGGAGAUGCAGGCCUGAGUGAACUGGGGAUCCUCAUCCUCAGCCUGCUGGUCCUCCUGGUCUCCUUCUCCCUCAUCACCAUCUCCUACUCCUACAUCCUGGCAGCCGUCCUGAAGAUCCCCUCUGCCAAGGGGCAGAAAAAGGCCUUCUCCACCUGUGCCUCCCACCUCACGGUGGUCAUUGUUCACUAUGGCUGUGCCUCCUUCAUGUACUUGAGGCCCAAAGCCAGCUACUGUCUUGAGCGGGAUCAGCUUAUUGCUGUCACCUAUACUGUGGUGACCCCUCUCCUCAGCCCCAUUGUUUAUAGUCUAAGAAAUAGGGCUGUGAAAGCAGCUCUGAAAAAUGCUUUCCAAAGAUUAGUGGGUAAAGGAUCAGAGGGAGAUCAAUGA
Messenger RNA from Loxodonta africana (African savanna elephant), 1684 nucleotides. Its product is annotated as olfactory receptor 10Z1. The transcript has a single exon. Bases 731 to 1684 code for a protein of 317 amino acids. Lineage: Eukaryota; Metazoa; Chordata; Mammalia; Proboscidea; Elephantidae. Gene Ontology annotation, molecular function: G protein-coupled receptor activity; olfactory receptor activity. Gene Ontology annotation, biological process: G protein-coupled receptor signaling pathway; detection of chemical stimulus involved in sensory perception of smell. Gene Ontology annotation, cellular component: plasma membrane. The record is from RefSeq and is a predicted model, not a curated record.